Molecule: messenger RNA, 1482 nt
Organism: Medioppia subpectinata
Lineage: Eukaryota; Metazoa; Arthropoda; Arachnida; Sarcoptiformes; Oppiidae
Source: the annotation of a GenBank genome assembly
AGUAUUAUUAAACAUUUGGCCCCAUAUCAUAAUGCUGAUUUGGCUACAUUAAUGAACGGCCCCAUUAAGACCAAACUUAAAAUCCCAGAACAUGUGAAAUGGAGCCAAAUGUCAAUGGAUGUAUUCGCCAGUUUGUGGGCUGAUUUCAUGCGCGAUGUGGUCAGUGAUGUGGACUACCUGUUGGCCAACACAGACCUCAAAGUGGUUGUAUAUACGGGUCAAUUGGAUUUAGUGGUGAACACAUUGGGAACACUCAAUUGGGUUCAUUCACUCCAAUGGCCAGAACUGAAGAACUUCGAGAUCGCAAAGAGGGAACAAAUGAGCGGCGAUAAAGUGGAGGCAUAUCGGGAGGCGUCGGGUUAUGUGAGCGUACGUCCGGGCGCUCACAUGUUUUGGUGGCUUUUCUACACCAACUCUGGCAAUAACUCGAAUGCACUGCCGCUGGUUAUAUGGAUUCACGGAGGUCCGGGUGCGAGCGCUACCGGUGAUGGAAACUUCAAUGAAUUCGGACCAUUAGACUCGGGUCUGAAAGUGAGAAACACUUCAUGGAUUAAAUACGCGAAUCUGUUAUUCAUUGACAAUCCCGUGGGAACCGGAUUUAGUUAUGUUGACAAUAGCAGUCUCUACGCCAAAAAUAAUGAUGAGAUCGCCAAAGAUUUGUUGACUUUAAUAAAGGAAUUCUACAAAAAGUCGCCAGAAUUUGAGUCGACGCCAUUGUAUAUAUUCGGUGAGUCAUACGGCGGCAAAAUGACCGUCGGUUUUGCCAAAGAGUUGCAUCGGGCCAUUCAAGACAAGGAGAUCAAGGCCACUUUCAAGGGCAUAGCGUUGGGCGACUCCUGGAUCUCACCCAUAGACUCGGUGUCCACGUGGGGACAGUAUCUCUACACUUUGUCAUACAUCGAUAGACACCAAAAAAGUGAAAUCGAUGCCAAAGCCGAAGAGAUCAGAACCGCUCUAAAGAAUGGCGAGUAUGAAAAGGCGAGCAAUAAGUACGCAGAAAUGGCUGCUUUUUGUCUAACCACAGAUGGUAAUGUUAGCUGGCAUAAUAUACUCUAUGGAUCACCCUUUAAACCUUUGGAUGUAUUAAUGAACGGUCCCAUUAAGACUAAACUUAAAAUCCCAGAACAUAUCAAAUGGAGUCAAACGUCAAUCGAUGUAAUCAAUAACUUAUUGUCUGAUUUCAUGCGCGAUGUGGUCAGUGAUGUGGACUACCUGUUGGCCAACACAGACCUCAAAGUGGUUGUAUAUACGGGUCAAUUGGAUCUCAUAUGUAACACAUUGGGAACACUUAAGUGGAUUCAUUCACUCCAAUGGCCAGACCUGAAGAACUGGGAGAUAGCAAAGAGGGAACAGAUGGCCGGCGGUUACGUUAAGACACAUAAAAAAUUUUCUUUCUAUUGGAUUAUUAAAGCCGGACAUAUGGUUCCCGCAGAUGCCGGCGAUACAGCCCUCGCAAUGCUUCACAAAGUUAUUCAGUCUUAG